AGUGUACAUGAAACAUAAGUAUUAUGUGGGAGUGGAAAGAUGAAUGAUAGGAAUGCGAGCCUGAUUGGUUGUUUCAGACAAGUGUAUUAACCGAAAGUGUCAAGUACAUAAGGUUGUGUAGCACAACGUGUCGAUGAUCGAGGAAGGUUUUUAUCGAAAUUUCUUUCAAGCAAUACGCAGUACCUGCCGGUGUUGUCAUUAAUCAGUAUUUCAUGUGUUCACUACCUCUUAGUCUUCAUUUUUCUUAGAUAUUGAAAUAUAUAUUUGACAAUUUAUUUUAAAGUAGUUUGUGUUAAUUAUUUAUAAAUUACAAAAUGAAUGCUACUAGUGUCAUUGAGUUAAUGGACGAUAUUGUAUUGGAAAAGAAACACGUGGAAAAGAAUAACACAAAUGUAUCGUUGAAAAACAAAAAUAAAAAUGAUGGUCCACAUGUUCCAAGGCAACUGAAAGUAGAACUACAAACCUUAAGAAUAUCAGAAGAAUCUGAACGUUUAUUGUAUGAUACUUUAAAAAAUAUUUAUGGUUCUAGUUUUAAGUUUUCGGAUGUAUCAGAAUUUGAAAAUAAAAGGUCCAAUUUAAGCAAAAAUUAUUGGGUAAAAAGGGCUAAUUUAGUUAUUAAAGGAAUAGUUGAUUAUUCUUCUAAAGAUAAUACACCUGAAAUUGAAGGACAAGUUAUUAGACAAUUUGCAGCAUUCACACUUGAAAAUUAUGGUUUCCAUCGACCUCAUUGUAUUGAGGCAUUAUUACAUACAGGGGGUGAUGUAGGAAAAUCUUUAGAAGUAUUAUUUUACAAAUAUUAUGGAUUAGAAAAUGUCACAAAAAAUAAAAUACCUGAUGAUAUUGAUACAACAGAUUUAUUGGAAAGAAGAAAAGAGGAAAAAGAAGCAUUAGAAUCUAUUUAUGAACAUAUGUUUAAUGAAAAAGUAAAAAAUCAAGUUUGGGUUGUACAAGUUAAAUUAGACUAUUUAGUAAAAAAUGAUGAAGUAGAGCAAGAAAUCCAGAAGAUUAAGAGAAAACAAGAAAAGCAAAAGGAGAGAGAAAUUUGCAAAUUAUUUAUUCACAAAAAAUGUAGAUUUGGAGAUAAAUGUAAAUUUUUACAUCAGCAAGUAGAGGCGUUAAAAAUACCUGAAAGAGAUGACCCAUUAUUUACGCUGGAAAUAAGAUUCCCUGAAGGUUGUAAAUAUCCUUAUGAACCACCUUAUUUUUAUAUUUAUAAAAAUAGUGGUACCUAUCCAAAUAUAAAUUGUUUAAGAAUAGCAAGAAGGUUGUAUGAUGAAGCAUCCCGAAUAUCUACAGAUGGAACACCUUCUAUUUUCUCAGUAAUAUCUCUUUUAGAAAAUGAAUAUGAUAUAAAAGGGUAUUUAGAAGAAAAUAAAGAACAAUUUCCAGAUCAAAUUGAAUUAUUAUUUCAAAAAGAUGAAAAUGAAGAUGAAGAAAAUGCAGCUACUCAUUAUAAAUUAGGAUCUGUAUAUAGGAAAAGUAGAAAUAAUGAUAAUUGGGAUGAAAUAUUAAAAAUAGAUGAUCUAAUUGAAAAGAACUUUAAAGAGCAACAAUCGAAUCCCAAAUAUAAAAAGAUGAAAGAAGAUAGGAAAAAGCUUCCUGCAUGGUCAAAAAUGAAUGAAAUUUUAGAUUUGAUACAGAAGAAUCAAGUUGUCAUAAUUUCAGGUGAAACCGGAUGUGGUAAAAGUACACAGGUGCCACAAUUUUUAUUAGACGAUUGGAUUCUUAACAGAUCCAAGUCUAAAGAACGUAUUAAUAUAAUAUGUACACAGCCACGAAGAAUAAGUGCAAUAGGAGUAGCAGAAAGAUGCGCUGCAGAAAGAAAUGAACGCAUAGGUGAUACAAUUGGUUAUCAAAUACGAUUAGAAAAUAAAAUUUCUGAUAAAACCAAAGUAUUGUUUUGUACAAUAGGAAUUUUUUUACAAAGAUUUUCUCAUAUAUCAGAUGUUACACACGUUAUAGUAGAUGAGGUGCAUGAAAGGAGUGCAGAAAGCGACUUUUUAUUGAUGCUGUUAAAAGAAUUAUUGCCCAAAAGACCAAAUCUGAAAGUAAUACUAAUGAGUGCAACGUUUAAAAGUGAAAUGUUUUCUACGUAUUUUAAAGGAGCUCCUAUUCUACAUAUUCCAGGAAAAAUGUUUCCUGUAGAACAAAUUUUUUUGGAAGAUGUAUUUGAAAAAACAAAUUAUAUUUUAGAAGAAAAUUCGAAAUUUACUCGUAAAAUUAAAGGUGAUUGGGAGCAAUUGCAAAUUGAUUUAGAAACUGCAGAAAUUCAAAGUUUCUCCACUGUUAAACAAUCUAUCGAAGAUGAAAAUCUAUCACUAACGCAGAUUAUCAAUAGAUAUCAAGAUUAUAAUAAGCAAACGCAUAAAAAUUUAUACAUUAUGGAUCAUAAUAAAAUUAAUUUUGAACUUAUAGAAACAGUACUAGAAUGGAUUAGUUUUGGUAAACAUAAUUACUCUAAAACAGGUUCCAUCUUAGUAUUUUUACCGGGAUUAGCUGAAAUUAUUGAAUUAAGAAAGCGAUUGAAUAACAAUAGAAAUUUCUGUCCAAAGACUGGAAAAUUUACUAUUAUACUGCUACAUUCAUCUUUAUCCAAAGAAGAACAAAACUUAAUUUUUAAAAAAACUGACGCUAGGAAAAUUAUAUUAAGCACAAAUUUAGCUGAAACGUCUAUCACUAUAAAUGAUUGCGUUUUUGUAAUUGAUAGUGGAAAAAUGAAAGAGACUAGAUUUAAUUCUAGUCAAAAUAUGGAAAGUUUAGAAACAUGUUGGGUUACACAAGCAAAUGCGUUACAAAGAAAAGGUCGUGCUGGGCGCGUAAUGCCUGGAAUAUGUGUUCAUUUAUAUACUUCGUACAAAUUUAAGUAUCACUUUUUAACACAACCAGUACCUGAAAUAUUACGAAUCCCUUUAGAAUCACUACUAUUACGUAUUCAACUUUUACAUACAGGAAAAAAAGUUGAUUUAUAUGAAGUUUUAGGCAAAAUGUUGGAACCACCAACAAAAGAAAGUAUCUGUAGUGCAAUUAAGCGUUUACAAGAUGUUGGGGCAUUUGAUUCAGAACAUAUGUUAACUCCAUUAGGUCAUCAUCUUGCAGCAUUGCCUGUAAAUAUACGUAUUGGUAAAUUAAUAUUAUUCGGCGUGAUCUUCUGCUGUCUUGAUUCUGCACUUACUAUAGCAGCUUGUUUAUCUCAUAAAAACCCAUUUACUAUACCUUUUGAAAAAAAAAAUAAAAUUGAUGUAAAACAACAAUUUUUUACUGCCAAUUCUGAUCAACUAACUAUUUUGAAAGCCUAUAAGAAAUGGGUUCAAGCACGUACGCGCAGCAGUAGUGCAGGCCAAGCUUUUGCAAAUGAAAACUAUUUAUCUCUGCAGGCUUUAUAUGCCUUAGCAGAUAUAAAGUAUCAAUUAUUAGAAUUAUUAGUUUCAAUUGGUUUUGUCCCUAUUAAUUUACCCAAGCGACAACCAAAUGUUGAUAAAAUUAUGGAAAUUACUGGAUCUGAACUUAACAUUAAUAAUGACAAUUAUAAACUUCUUCAAGGUUUACUUUGUGCAGCUUUAUAUCCUAAUAUAGCUAAAGUUUUUACACCAGAAAAAUCCUUUCAAGUUCAGUCUACUGGAGCAGUUCCAGUACAGCCAGACCCCAAACAUAGAUUGCUCCAAACUAAAAAUAAUGAUUUCGUUAAUAUCCAUCCAUCUUCAGCCAAUUUUCAUGUUAGUAACUUACCUAGUCCAUAUUUAGUAUUUCAAGAAAAAGUUAAAACAAAUAAAAUAUUUAUUAAAGAGGUAUCAGUGGUACCAAUUUUACCGUUAUUAUUAUUCUCUAAUUAUGAAUUAAAAAUAGAACUGCAUGAUGGAAUAUUUAUUGCAUCACUAGAAGAUGGUUGGAUUUUAUUUAGUAUUGAACAUCACAGGGUCGCACAACUUUUACAAAGAAUGAGAAUAGAAUUACACAAGUUGUUAGAACAAAAAAUGAAGGACCCUCUUUUGAAUCUAUUAAACUACCAAAAUGGAAAAAAAAUUAUUCAAACAAUUGUGAAUGUAGUUACAAGAGAAUAAAUUAUGCCUUACCAUUAAUUUUAUACUUUUUUCCAUUUUUUAAAAUUUUUUAAUAUUAAAAAUCUUUAAAAAAAAUAAAUAUUUUACUAUAGUAUAUUAAUUUUGACUAUACUUACAUGACUAUAUUGACUAAACAUGUAUAUAUGUGUAUAUAAUAUAUAUAACGUAUAUGUAUAUAGAACUAUUGUUAUUUUGAAUAAAUUUAAAUAAUUUUAAAUAUGAAGAUGCAUCCAAAUUAUCCAAGAUUGCCAUCGAUCCUUAGAUCAACUGUUAUAGCAAUCAUUGGAACUUAUAAAUAUCAAAUUUAUGGAUAUUGAAUAAAUCGCACUGCAGGGAUGCGGGCACCAAAUGAAAUCAUCAUAGUGUUCGUAAAGAGACACCUAGGAAUUAAAUGACUUACUCGAUUUAGUAUGCAUAAACCUCUCAGUGUCGCCCGAUUCCAAAACGUGGGAUGUGAAGUUUUUUUUCAAGUUCUUAUUAAUCGUAACUUGUAAUUUAAAAUAAAAUUAUGAUGGAUACGGAAGAUAUUGUAAUAGAAAAGAUAAUUCAUCAACAUACAAAAAAAAUAUACAAAUUAACAUUAAUGAGACAAAUCAAUGCACAGAUGAUCAUGAAAUAGUUAUAAUUAAUAAUGUAGAAACUGAACAAAAUUCUAAUAAAAAAGAUAACCUAAAUGAACUAGAGAACAAAUCAGCUGUGGUAUCAAAUAUUGAACAAAAUGAGAUAUUUAUCAACAAUAGUAACAAAAAUCAGGACAAAGAUAUAAUAUUAGAAAACUUAAAACAGAAGAAAGAUGAUGACAUUUAUAUCAUACAUGAAGUAAACACAAUAUCAUCAGCUCAAAAAAGUGAUAAAGUGUCUUCCCUUGUUAGUAUUGCCCUAGAAUAUGGAGAUUCUGAUUCAGAAACAGAAUGUAAUAUUGAUGAGAUUAAUUGUGAUAACAAUCAAAGUCAACCUUUGAAAGAAAUACAAAUGCAAACUUAUAGACAAAAUAAAGAAGUAUCAUCCAGUGAAGAAAGUGAUACUGAAGAUUCUAGUGAUUCUUCAGAAAUAGAGUCAAUUGAAUCUGAUGAUGAUAUUUUAAGCAAGAAGAACAAAGGAAACAGUGAAAGAGGACAAAAGAAUAACGAAAUAAAAAGUGAGUUAGAUGAUCUACCUCCUAUUGAAGAUUUAAAAAUUAGUGUCCCUGAAGUAUUAUGCGAUCCAUUAGGAGAGGUUGCUUGGAUGGUUGAACAGUUAGUUGUUGUAAAACCAAAACCUGGUAAACCAACAUUGAAUUUAGAUACAAUUUUAUUUGUUGACAAAGGACAAAGAACAUUGGGAAAAAUAUUUGAUGUUUUUGGACAAGUGAAUGAACCUCAUUAUUGUGUAAGAUUCAACAGCUCUAAACACAUAACAGAAUGUAACAUUACAGUAGGAAUGAACGUUUAUUAUUGUCCAAAUACAGAAUAUACUUCUUUAGUAUUCUUGCAUGAAUUAUUAAAAAUUAAGGGUAUUGAUGCAAAUGCAGAUGAUCCCCCAGAGUUUUCAGAUGAUGAAGAAGAACGGGUUUAUUAUGAACAACAAAAAGCAAAACAAACAAAUAAUACUGAUCAAACUGAUAUUCCAUUUAAACGAAAGCAUACUUCAAAUAAACCUGCUACUGGCUGGCAGUCAAAUCAUCCAUGGAAUAGAAAGAUGCAGAAUCAAAGAAGAGGAUUUUAUGGACGAUUUCCUUCUAUGCAAACAAAAAACCAGUCCCAAAAUUUAUGGUCACAAUUUUAUCAAAAUAGGAACGAACCAUAUGAACAUGGAAUGCAUUCAUUGCAAUAUAUGCAAUAUAUGAACUAUAAUAGUGGUGUUAAUCAAAACUUUUAUGGCUCACACAAUUAUUAUAAUGAAAAUGCUGCUUCAACAUAUCUAAAUCCUAAAAUUCCUUUCAAUUCAUGUCAAAGAAUUCCUCCACCAGGUUAUAUAACACCACAGAAUCAUCCAAGUUCAUCUACAAACGUAAGAUUUCAACCUAGAAACAUAUCUUGGCUACCACAAAUGCCACAAGUUCCUAUUAGAAUGAAAUUACCAUGGAUACCUGUACCACCAUCUCCACCCCUUCCACCAACUUCGUCAUCGUCAAAUAUUUAAAUAUUGGUAAUGUAAUUAUUUAUGUCAUUUUUUAAUUUAGUUUUAUAUUUAUAAAUAUUUCGAAAAUAAAAGAGAAAUAAUUAUAUGUAUAUUAAAAAUAAUACAAAUAAUUGACACAUAUAUGUAAUGACUUAAAACUAUUCUUAUAGAUUAAUUAGUAAACUAUGAGCUAUAACAAAUUGUAAGUUUAUAUUAUUUUUUUAUAUAGCGAAGAAAUAUAAAAAUAUGUAUAAAAUGUUUCCAUAAUUACCGUUAUUUACAAUAUAAAUUACAUUACAUUGUAUAAUUGCAUUAUUCUUUUAAAAAUGUAUUAUCUUUAUAAGCCAUCAUAUCUGAUUUUUGUAACUGUUCUUCAGCAACUGCUAUAUCAUUUUUUAUUGCUUGAAUCAAUUCCUCUGAACACUGUCUUUUUCUCAUUUUUAUAAAAUGGAUUCCAACCAAUACUGGCAACCAUUUUAUAAGUUUGUUUAUUUAUGGUAGCCCAUCCAUAAUAAAUUCCAGUAGUAAGAUCAUGAGGUAAAGUAUCUACUACCUUGUCUUCAAGAUUUGCUGUUGGUAUUCCUAAAGCUUUAGAACCUCUGCCAAAUCCCCUAACCACCAACCCUGAUAAAAAAUAUGGCAGGCUUUUAGUACACAUAAUGAAUUUUGAUGUCGCGUCAGACUUGUAACUUGUAACUUGUAACAGUUGUCAGAUGUAGGGGAAACAUGGCGGCGUAAGGAUUUCGUAGUAGGCAGUAGUAGAAGGAAGAAUAGAACCGUGGUGGUGGACUUUACGGUCCAAUCCGCGGCGAUAUUUUGUUAUUAAUUACUAUUACUAUCAUGACGUAAUUACUAUUCUAUCAUAAUUCAUUGCAUGGUUAUCUAGUUCCUAUCGAUAAGAGAUUUUCUGAUUCUGGAAGCUCUGCUUGUAACUAUGCUUCAUAAUAUAUAAUCUUGAAGAAAGAUAAAGCGUCUGUUAUACGUGACAUAUUUAUAUACUAUUUGGAAUCAUAUUUAUGAAAUAAAUUAAUUACUUUUAAAACAAAUUAUCUAGCAUGUACUUGUAUGAGAUAAAAAUUAUAUAAAAUUACAAAUAUACUUAUGGAAAACUUGUCCUGUUCUAGAAUUCUGUCCAAAUUAAUUAAUCAUUAUGUGUUGUGAAUUAUCUAUAGG
Messenger RNA from Heterotrigona itama, 7331 nucleotides. Lineage: Eukaryota; Metazoa; Arthropoda; Insecta; Hymenoptera; Apidae. The record is from the annotation of a GenBank genome assembly.